AAUUUUGCUUACUUAACUUUACAAAAAUGAUCGCUAGGUGGAUUCAUCAUAUUAAGGCGAAAAGUCAAAACAUUACAUUAAACGUCAUAUUGUUAUAAUUUUAUAACUAUUUUCUUAUAAAAUGUUAAUUUAAAAAGAAAAUAUAAUCCUAUUCGACAAUGGCAACACACAUUCAAGACAGCAUCAACAUCCAACAGUUACCAAGCGAGGUUACAUCGUUAAUUUUAAGAAAUUUAGAUGGAAGAUCGUUAACCAACGCUGCAAGAGUUUGUCGAGGUUGGUCAAAUGUAUGUGAUACAGAUCCAAUUUUAAAAACGACUAUGCGUAAACAAGAAUCGAAGAGGAGACGGUUACGUUGGUGCAGAGCUAGAUACGGUGAUGGGGUGAUAAGAAACGGUAAUUUAAAAGGGCCAAGAGGUGUCGUUUUAAGGCGAAAGAUAAGAAUCGCCCAAUACAAGUGCUUAUUGACUUUAAUGGGAUUAAAGAGUAUGUGGGAGAGUUUUUAUUAUUAUUUAUUAUUCUAUGAUAGAGAUUUAGAUUGAUUUUUUUGAUUUCAUUUGGUAUAAAUUGGGAUUAUUUUCAUUGUUCACCAUGUAAAUAAUGUUAAUUAACCCUUUAACAUAAUUUAAUCAACAUUUUCAUAAAUAAUAAAGGGUUAUGAUGGUU
This is a messenger RNA of Onthophagus taurus, 666 nucleotides long. RefSeq lists its product as uncharacterized. The record is from RefSeq and is a predicted model, not a curated record. NCBI's taxonomy places the organism in Eukaryota, Metazoa, Arthropoda, Insecta, Coleoptera, Scarabaeidae. Gene Ontology annotation, molecular function: protein binding.